Messenger RNA from Aspergillus luchuensis, 348 nucleotides. RefSeq lists its product as uncharacterized. The transcript has a single exon. NCBI's taxonomy places the organism in Eukaryota, Fungi, Ascomycota, Eurotiomycetes, Eurotiales, Aspergillaceae. Bases 1 to 348 code for a protein of 115 amino acids. The record is from RefSeq and is a predicted model, not a curated record.
AUGUCUCUACUCAUACUCCCCGAAGAUAUGUCUACGCAACAAUCACCCUCUCCAGCCGCCAAAUCUACCCGCCAUGGCUUCCAUGGAAACGAAUAUAACCCCCUACAGGGGCCUUCUGCAGAUACAAUCGGCGUCUUCGUCAAUACUGCUUGGUCAAGUGCAAAUGCCCGAGAGGAAUGGUAUACUAGCUUUGCAGACCAAGCCACACGCUAUUUGCGAACGCCUAGGUUAUAUGAUUGUUUGAUUUUCAAACCGUCGCACGGGCUGCGGCGUGCUUCGUUAUUGAUCUGGAGCCGCCAUAUGAGCCUUUCAGUGAUUGGAGAGAGACUUAAGGAUCUUACAGAUUGA